AUGAUCAUCCCAAUCAGAUGCUUCACCUGCGGAAAGGUUAUCGGUGACAAGUGGGAGACCUAUCUCGGAUUCUUGCAGUCAGAAUACAGUGAAGGAGACGCGCUCGAUGCUCUCGGUCUCCGCCGUUACUGCUGCCGAAGAAUGCUCCUGGCUCACGUGGAUCUCAUCGAGAAACUUCUCAAUUAUCAUCCGCUGGAAAAGUGA
Molecule: messenger RNA, 204 nt
Organism: Caenorhabditis remanei
Lineage: Eukaryota; Metazoa; Nematoda; Chromadorea; Rhabditida; Rhabditidae
Exons: 2
Coding region: 1-204 (67 amino acids)
Biological process (GO): transcription by RNA polymerase II; tRNA transcription by RNA polymerase III; transcription by RNA polymerase I
Cellular component (GO): RNA polymerase I complex; RNA polymerase III complex; RNA polymerase II, core complex
Molecular function (GO): zinc ion binding; DNA binding; DNA-directed RNA polymerase activity
Source: RefSeq, a predicted model, not a curated record